AUGUCGCUCUCAGAACGGGCCAAACACUCCGAGCAAGCCUCCCAAAGACUCACAAUAUGGAAAGUUCUGCAAGACUUGUGGGAUCCAGACACAAACCCCUCUGGAACUGUCAGCUUGGGCGUCGCCGAAAACAGGCUCAUGCAUGAUACUCUCUCAAAGCACAUCCACGAGAACUUGACCCUGUCCAACCACGCCUUCACUUAUGGAGACGGUGCCUCCGGGUCGAAGCAUCUGCGGAAAGCCAUGGCUCGUUUCCUCAACAAGCAUCUCAAGCCCGUGACCCCAAUCGUUCCCGCUCAUGUCAUCGUCACCAAUGGGUGCAGCUCAGCGAUUGAGCAUCUCUCAUGGGCGUGUGCCAACCCCGGAGAAGCAUUCCUGCUGGGACAGCCGUAUUACGGAACUUUCAUCGAGGACUUGACGGCUCGCACGGGAGCAAAAGUCAUUCCCGUUCCCUUUCACGGCGUUGAUCCGUUGAGCGAGAACGCCGUCGCCAAGUACGAAGAGGCCCUGAAAAAGGCAGAAGCUGAAGGAACGAAGGUGGCAGGGUUGGUGCUCUGCAAUCCUCACAAUCCGCUUGGCAGAUGUUACUCGAGAGACACCAUUGUUGGGCUCUUGAGGCUCUGCGAAAAGUACCAGAUGCACUUCAUCAGCGACGAGAUCUAUGCCCUCUCCGUUUGGGAGAACACAGUUGACACCGGCGUUCCUCUUGAACCAUUCACAUCCUGUCUCAGCAUUGACCCAACUGGCAUCAUCGACCCGUCUCGAGUCCACGUUCUCUGGGGCAUGUCCAAGGAUUUCGGGGCCAACGGCCUCAGAGUGGGCGCGCUCAUCUCACAGGCCAAUCCAUCGCUGCACGCUGCGCUGAUUCCCCUCAACCUGUACAGCUCAGCGUCAUCCAUUGCCGACCAUGCCACAGCGAACAUUCUUGAGGACGACGCCUGGGUGGAAGCAUAUGUCGCCGAGAAUCAGAGGAGGCUGGCAGAGCAGUACAGGGUGGUGACUUCGUGGGCAAAGGACAACGGCGUCAGCUAUCGACCGGGUGUGAAUGCUGCUUUCUUCCUGUGGGUGGACCUGGGGAGCGUCUUUAAAAAGCUUCAUCCCAAUGCCGAGACGAGUGAUUUGAACAUGACAAUAGCCACGGCAUUGCUAAAGCACAAGGUGUUUCUGGCGUCUGGGACGGCGUUUGGUUCAGAAGAGCCUGGUUGGUUUCGGAUUGUGUUUUCACAUCCGGAGGACUAUCUGCGGGAGGGGCUGAAGAGAGUGCUUACGGCGUUGGCUGAGCUGUGA
Molecule: messenger RNA, 1287 nt
Organism: Trichoderma citrinoviride
Lineage: Eukaryota; Fungi; Ascomycota; Sordariomycetes; Hypocreales; Hypocreaceae
Product: PLP-dependent transferase
Exons: 1
Coding region: 1-1287 (428 amino acids)
Biological process (GO): amino acid metabolic process; biosynthetic process
Molecular function (GO): transaminase activity; pyridoxal phosphate binding
Source: RefSeq, a predicted model, not a curated record